AUGGCGGCGGACGGCGACUGGCAGGAAUUCUACGAGUUCCAGGACCCGGCCCGCAGCCCCCAGGACCGGGAGAUUUGGAACGCCCUGACAGAUAAUUACGGAAACGUAAUGCCUGUGGACUGGAAGUCAUCCCAUACCAGGACCUUGCACUUGCUCACUCUGAACCUCUCAGAAAAAGAGGUAAGUGACAGCUUGCUCUUCGACACAUCAGACGAGGAGGAGUUGAGAGAACAGCUGGAUAUGCACUCGAUCAUCGUCUCCUGUGUUAACGACGAGCCCCUCUUCACUGCGGAUCAGGUUAUUGAAGAAAUUGAAGAAAUGAUGCAGGAGUCACCUGACCCGGAAGAUGAUGAAGCACUCACACAGUCAGAUCGGCUUUCGAUGCUCUCCCAGGAAAUUCAAACUCUGAAGAGGUCUAGCACAAGCAGCUAUGAAGAGAGAGUAAAAAGGCUCUCAGUAUCUGAGUUAAAUGAACUCCUGGAAGAAAUUGAGACUGCCAUUAAGGAAUACUCCGAAGAGCUGGUGCAGCAGUUGGCCCUGCGAGAUGAACUAGAGUUUGAAAAGGAAGUGAAAAACAGCUUUAUUUCUGUUCUCAUUGAAGUGCAAAACAAACAGAAAGAGCACAAAGAAACAGCCAAGAAAAAAAAGAAACUCAAGAAUGGCAGCUCUCAGAACGGGAAGAACGAGAGAAGUCAUAUGCCCGGCACACGCUUCAGCAUGGAAGGGAUCUCAAAUGUCAUUCAGAAUGGCCUCCGCCACACCUUUGGAAAUGCAGGUGGAGAGAAACAGUACUUAACAACAGUUAUUCCCUAUGAGAAAAAAAAUGGACCACCAUCUGUUGAAGAUCUUCAAAUAUUAACAAAAAUUCUUCGUGCCAUGAAAGAGGACAGUGAAAAGGUUCCGAGCUUGUUAACUGAUUAUAUACUGAAAGUCCUGUGUCCUACAUAGGGCGGCCUCUCGCAGGAGCCGUCUCCCGUGGCCUGGACGCCGGAUUUCACACAGCAGUCCUCCGAGAGCGGCCCCUCCCUCCUGCUAGCGGAAGCUCGGCAACUUGAACUUGGGUUUGUGACGCAGUAUUAAUAGACCACGCCUUCACUGAUCCUUCGUAUUACGAACCAAGAGAAACAUGGCACUAUUUUGAAUUCUAGGGAUAUUUUUUUGUUAAAUAUGAACAAUUAUGAAUUCUUCAACUUUGAGAGUCAGGGGGUGUAACAUGAACUAUGCAUGUGCAGUUAUAUUUUUUAUGUACUGACCAUAUGCCCAUUUGAGGUUUCAUGGCUUUCUAGAUAUAAACUACAUUGAAGGACAGGUUAAAGCAGCGGUUGCCAACCGGUGGUCCGCGGGCCACUGGUGGUCCGCGAGGUCUGAAAGGUUGGCGGCCGCUGGGUUAAAGCAUUGAGAGAUUCAUAGCACAGCUGUUCCUCAGUGACGGCAAAACCAACACUGAUUGUUGUAAGAGAACCGUCAGUAUAAGUAUCAGUAUUGUCCAGAGACGGAAACUUAAACUUGGGCUGUUGUCAGGAUGAAACGGGAAUAUGUGUCAUCUUGGUUUAAUCCUCUGUUGGUGAUGGUGUUAGAGGCUGCUGCGGCGUUCACCAUGGAUCAAAUUUUAACCGUUAGGUUGCCAUUUACUUUCAGAAUCUUGUGCUGUUUAACUUUAGAUGUUUGAGUUUUGUUUUACGUGUCUGUGGAGAAGUGUCCUUUAAAGGGAGUGUGUUUAUCCUUAAGGUGCUUAAGAAGCCGUAAGCUGCAGCUUUGCCCAUCCCCCACGGCUGUUAUAUCUUCACGCCUGUGUGCCUCCCCAACACUAACUCUAGAAACAGCUGCUCAUGGAUACAUCACCAGCCAUGAAGCACUUCUGCCCGUUCCAAUCAAGUCAGUGCCCUUUAAUAAACGUUGGGAAAAAGAUAAAG
Molecule: messenger RNA, 1913 nt
Organism: Myotis lucifugus (little brown bat)
Lineage: Eukaryota; Metazoa; Chordata; Mammalia; Chiroptera; Vespertilionidae
Gene: FEZ2
Product: fasciculation and elongation protein zeta 2
Exons: 9
Coding region: 1-948 (315 amino acids)
Cellular component (GO): cytoplasm; axon
Source: RefSeq, a predicted model, not a curated record